Pimephales promelas (fathead minnow) is the source of this 2110-nucleotide messenger RNA. RefSeq lists its product as uncharacterized. The record is from RefSeq and is a predicted model, not a curated record. NCBI's taxonomy places the organism in Eukaryota, Metazoa, Chordata, Actinopteri, Cypriniformes, Leuciscidae. Gene Ontology annotation, molecular function: catalytic activity.
UAAAUAGGCUCUAUGCACAACCAUAGACAGUGCACAACUUACUCUAUGCACAACUUUACACUUAGAGUUUUUUAUUUUAUUUUACAAAAUUCAUUCUGUUCUGUUAUGCCAUGCCAGUCUGACAGAGAUUUCGAGAUGGCAGUUGUGUGUAGAAAGACGGACUGAAUUUAACGUUUCCGUUAUAAAUGACUAAGCCAUGAAGUAGGCCUUGUUGUUAAUGCUAUUCCGAUUUCGCUAUUUUUUAUUUUUAUUUUUGUUAAAACGAAUAUCACCUACACCAUUGACGGUGAUUGCUCUAACCCACUCUAAUUUUGUGCAAGACCACAUAUCUCAUGUUGAAGAUUAGCUGACGGGAAAUUUUGUAUUUCUCUAAAAUUGCUCUGGAUUAUAACGUUGCCUGCCUGCUCCUCACCGUAUUGGCCUUCCUCAUGUGUAGGUCUGAUCCUUGAGUUGGACUUCAACAAAGCAACAAUGGGUACAGGUGGGACGGUGGUUUCUGAAAGGAGGGGUGCAGUGAUGGUCAUUGGGAUUAACCGUCCUGAAGCGCGUAAUGCGGUAAAUCAAGAGACUGCUCAGAGACUGACCGAGGAGCUGACAGCCUUUGACCAGGACAACAGCCUUGAUGUGGCUGUGCUUUAUGGAGUUGGAGGGAAUUUCUGUGCUGGUUUUGAUCUGAAGGAGUUGGCUCAGAGCUCUGGUUCCCUCAAACUGGAGCAAGAUGUUUGCCGUGGUCCUGGUCCCAUGGGUCCAUCUCGUAUGAGGCUCUCAAAACCCUUGAUCGCAGCAGUCAGCGGGUAUGCUGUGGCUGGAGGUCUGGAGCUGGCCCUGCUGGCUGACCUGAGGGUGGUGGAGGAGAGCUCCAUCAUGGGCGUUUUCUGCCGCAGAUUUGGUGUUCCAUUGAUUGAUGGGGGUACUGUGAGAUUGCCACAGCUGAUUGGUCUUUCUCGAGCUCUAGAUCUCAUUCUCACAGGCCGACCGGUGAAGGCGCAAGAGGCUUUAACAUUUGGACUGGCAAACAGAGUGGUGCCCGAUGGCCAAGCUCUUCAAGUGGCUCUUGAACUUGCUGAACAGGUCGGUGCAUUUCCGCAGCUCUGUCUCCGUGCCGACCGUAACUCCGCCUACCACUCUGUCUUUGACUCCUCCUCCUUCACCCAAGCCAUGCAAUAUGAGUUUGACCAUGGUCUGCCAGUCAUUCCAGCUGAAGCAGUCACUGGGGCAACAAAAUUCAGCUCAGGCUCUGGGAGAGGAGGGACGUUCUCUAAGAGUAAACUGUAAAUGGACAGCUGAUUGGAAAUAAGUCAGUCUGUGUAACUACUGUAGGUGGACAACCAGAAUGACGCAACCACCAGGUGGCGCAAAGGGACAUUUAGCGAAAGCAAAACGUAAUUAUGUAAAAUUAGCCUACAUUUUAAAUAGAAUAUAGCAAACUUUUAUAGCAGAACAUUUUAUGAAUCAAAAAAUAGGCCUAUCUCGCAGUCAGUGAAAAUAAACUGGGUGCAAUCAAUGACGCUAAACUAUUGAGGAAUGAGAAGGUUGAAGAGCACUUCUCUCACACGCGCACACACUGACUGCUGAACAACCGAACUUCUGGGAAUUUCUCAGAGAGAAAAGUUGUGGUCGAGUGGUAGAACUGAGGUUUCAAUCAUUUUGAUGACACUGUUUCUAAUCCCAAAUAGUCAUGGUAUUUAUAAAAUUACCAUGCAUUUCCAUUUUACACUAAGGAACAAAUCUCAUCCUGUUUACAUCCAGUUUUGAGUUUACAUCAGUUCUUCAAAUCAGUUCUGUUAAAAAAAAAAAAAAAAAAAAAAUAGAAAAUAAAACUUAAUGGGGUAACUUAAAAUAAUGUUUAAAAACAACCAAGGCGUGAUUUGCCGGUGGGGGAUUUCCCCCCUCCACAGUAAAAAAAAAAAAAAUAGAAAAUAAAACUUAAUGGGGUAACAUAAAAUAAUUUUUAAAAACAACCAAGGCGUGAUUUGCCGGUGGGGGAUUUCCCCCCUCCACAGUAAAAAAAAAAAAAUAGAAAAUAAAACUUAAUGGGGUAACAUAAAAUAAUUUUUAAAAACAACCAAGGCGUGAUUUGCCGGUGGGGGAUUUCCCCCCUCCACAGUAA